AUCAGCUAUGUCCAAUCACAGCUGAUCACAUGGGACAUGUACACUGGUCAUCAGGGCACUGAUGAUCAGUGUAGACCCAGCAGUGCCACCUGUCAGUGUCCAUCAGUGCCUUGUGUCAGUGCUCAUCAGUGCCUCGUGCCAGUGCCCAUCAGUGCCACAUAUCAAUGCCUACCAGUGCACAUCAAUGCCACAUAUCAGUGCCCAUCUGAGCUGCCUUUCAGUGUCACCCAUCAGUGCCAGUCAGUGCCACCUAUCAAUGCCAAUCAGUGCCACCUAUCAGUGCUGCCUAUCAGUGCUGCCUAACAGUGCCAGUCAUUUCCGCCUAUCAGUGCCAGUCAGUGCCGCCUGUCAGUGCUGCCUAUCAGUGCCAUGUAUCAGUGCUGCCUUU
Molecule: messenger RNA, 388 nt
Organism: Staurois parvus
Lineage: Eukaryota; Metazoa; Chordata; Amphibia; Anura; Ranidae
Source: the annotation of a GenBank genome assembly